Messenger RNA from Fundulus heteroclitus (mummichog), 1456 nucleotides. Its product is annotated as insulin-like growth factor-binding protein 1. The coding region runs from base 66 to 806 and encodes 246 amino acids. NCBI's taxonomy places the organism in Eukaryota, Metazoa, Chordata, Actinopteri, Cyprinodontiformes, Fundulidae. The record is from RefSeq and is a predicted model, not a curated record. The transcript has 4 exons. Gene Ontology annotation, molecular function: insulin-like growth factor I binding; insulin-like growth factor II binding. Gene Ontology annotation, biological process: regulation of insulin-like growth factor receptor signaling pathway. Gene Ontology annotation, cellular component: extracellular region.
AUCCCAUAAGAAGAAAAAGCCUGAGCUGUUUGGCGUACUAUUAAGAAGCGUGACUACGACGAGCAAUGCUUGAAUUUUCCGAGAAGCUGACAUUUGUCGCGGCGCUGGCUCUGGCCGUGGUGGCUUUGGGGGGUUCGUCCCCGGUGGUAGGGCCAGAGCCAAUCCGCUGUGCUCCGUGUACACAGCAGGCGCUGAGCGACUGUCCUGCAGUCCCUGCCGACUGCAAGCAAGUGCUGAAGGAGCCUGGCUGUGGUUGCUGCAUGGCGUGCGCUCUGGAGAAAGGUGCUUCCUGCGGGGUUCACACAGCCCACUGCGGUGAGGGUCUACGCUGCACUCCCAGGCCGGGUGAGGCCAGACCACUCCAUGCCCUGACCAGAGGGCAGGGAGUGUGCACCGAGGAGGAACAAGAGGCAGCUGAUGAAGUCCAAGAACAUGGCUCUGUGCACUACAUGUUGGGACUUAACCUUCCCUCUGACCUCCAAGACACCGCUGAGGGCCACGAGAGCUUAAAAGCCAGAGUUAACGCGAUCCGCAACAAACUGGUCCAGCAGGGUCCCUGUCAUGUUGAACUGCACGCAGCCUUGGAUAGGAUCGCCAGCUCUCAGCAGCAGCUGGGUGAUAAGUUCACCACGUUCUACCUCCCGAACUGUGACAAACACGGCUACUACAAAGCCAAGCAGUGCGAGUCGUCUCUGGUUGGACCGCCGAUCCGAUGCUGGUGUGUUUCUUCUUGGAACGGGAAGAAGCUGCCAGGUUCCAGCGACCUUCUCGCCGAUGCACAGUGCCAUCAAGAAGUCGCUCUCUAAGACACGGGUUCUGCGACGUAAACAGAUGCAGCUGUUCUGAGAGACUUCAACUUUGAGUAAAUAUGUAAAACUAACCUAAUUAACUAAAAAUGUAAAAAUCAUAUGAGGCGAAACGCCCAACUAUUUUAUGAACAUUAUGUAUAACAUUAUUUAUUCUUUUGUUGUAUAUUCUUGCAACCAUUAUCGAAGCGUCUUUUGAAGAGUUAUGUUUGUGACGUUUGGCCAACUAAAUAACUCCAUUACUCAUGAAAAAAAAAACAGGUCUGCUACUCCGCUAAGUUUGCUUUGUUAUAAGUCAAGAAAACAACAACAUCUUGUAGUCAAUUCAUUUAUACUGUUGACAUUUUCUGGAUCUAUGUUCAUUUAGUCAAAGUGGAUUCUUAAAGUGAGUCACGAUGGCUGAGCAAAAUAUACGAAGGCUAUCCAAGACGCUGCACAUUAUAGCAUGCACUGCUCAUCUUUUGUCUACCUCCGCUUGCAUCUGCAGGUUCUUUCUUUGAUCAAUGGUUGCGUCUUUUCUUGUAUUUAUUCGCAUAUGCAUAUGAGUUUGAUGUAAAAAGAAAAUAACGUAGAGUGAAGUGGAUUGUUUAUGAAAUGCUGCUACACUGUUAAUGCAUUUUUUUUUAAUAAACUGUUGUACAUAACCCUUA